Molecule: messenger RNA, 528 nt
Organism: Salvelinus namaycush (lake trout)
Lineage: Eukaryota; Metazoa; Chordata; Actinopteri; Salmoniformes; Salmonidae
Exons: 5
Coding region: 1-528 (175 amino acids)
Biological process (GO): synaptonemal complex assembly; reciprocal meiotic recombination
Cellular component (GO): chromosome
Source: RefSeq, a predicted model, not a curated record
AUGACUACCAACGGUAAUGACAGGACAACUCAAUGGAAAACAACAAUUAUAGUCAGCACAUCACUUCAGAAUCAUGACACAUCCAGGAUGCUUCUUGCACAGCACCAUCGGAUCCGAUUCUCAGACGCUGUCAAGUCGGGAUCCAUUGUUUUCCCGCAGUCAGGUAUUGCAUUCCUCAUAAUAAACCCACAAGAACUACCAGAGAACCUUGAGGAAGCAGGACUGUUUGACAAGAUCAAGAAGUUUGUGACGGUUCACCGCAAUAGUUUCCUUCUCCUGCAAGCCCCUUUUUAUGGGAAGAAGGAACUGGACAUCAUGUCAGUGAUACAGCACAGAUUCCUUGGCAGCAAUCUCAGAGUUCUACCUGUACGUAACAACACAGAGAUAGUCAAGGGGAUGCUGACUAUAGCCAAAGCCACCAGUAAGCCCCAUGUUGACAGCGUGCGGGAUCGGAUGUCUCUGGCCAGGGCCCACAUUAUAGAGAGCAGCUCUGUCUGGGAGAUGCUCAGGGACAUAAAGCUGGGGUGA